This is a messenger RNA of Linum tenue, 1328 nucleotides long. NCBI's taxonomy places the organism in Eukaryota, Viridiplantae, Streptophyta, Magnoliopsida, Malpighiales, Linaceae. The record is from the annotation of a GenBank genome assembly.
AGUAAAUCAAGGGGCCAACAACAACAUCAGAAAGCAAAGCAAGCAGAGAAGAGAAGAGAAGAGAAGAGUAGAGGAGAGGAGAGGGAUGGGUAGAGCGCCGUGCUGUGACAAGGCAAACGUGAAGAAAGGGCCGUGGUCGCCGGAGGAGGACGCCCGGCUGAAGUCGUACAUCCAGCAGCACGGCACCGGCGGAAACUGGAUCGCCCUCCCUCAAAAGAUCGGGUUGAAGAGGUGCGGGAAGAGCUGCAGGCUACGGUGGCUGAACUACCUCCGGCCCAACAUCAAGCACGGCGGGUUCUCGGAAGAGGAGGACAACGUCAUCUGCAGCCUCUACGUCACCAUCGGCAGCCGGUGGUCCAUCAUCGCGGCGCAGCUCCCCGGGAGGACCGACAACGACAUCAAGAACUACUGGAACACCCGACUCAAGAAGAAGCUCCUCGGCAACAAGAAGCACCACCACCAUCGCCGCCUCAACCAUCCAUCUGCCGCUACUAGUAACCCGCCGCCGCCCGAGGACGACAUGAUGACGAUGAUGAUGCAUCAUGAUCAGCACUGGCAGCUCUCACCCGCAACCACGAUGCCCCACCAUGGUUACAAUAACGACCAGGCGGCCUACUCGGCGGUUAUGGGAAUGAACACGGUGGCAGUCUCGCCCAACUCCUCCGUCGUCUCAAUCGAAAGUUGUUCCGCCUCACCUCCACCAUCAUCGCUACUGUUCCAUGGCGGGAUGCAGGCAGCUGCUUUCCCUGUAGGAGGGCUUGAUGAUCCGCUGCUUCUCAUGAACGACGGUUUCGAGGGUUGGUAUGGUAAUUACCACAUGGGUUCGGCGGCCACUACUUCUUUGGACAAUGCUACUAACUAUUACGAGAAUAAUAAUAUGAUGAUGAUGAAUGGUUUUAGUAAGGUGAUGAUGAGCUCUGAUCUCCCUCUCGGCGUUGGUUCUGAUCAAAUGCUGUUCCACCAGCUUCCAGCCAUGGAGGAGGAUUCAUCCAUCUACUUGUCGCCGCCACAAGUAUGACUGCUUGCUUCUUUCUUCUUUCCCUACAGCGUCCGCCGUCCAUAUAGUACUACUGUAAAGCCAUUAUUCCUUCUUUUGAUUACUUUUUAAUUAGUUGAGACAAUUAUUAUUAUUAUUAUUAUUGUUAUUGUUAAGUGUUGGAUUGGGAAUCCUGAGAAGAUAUCAACAAUGAGAAAAAGAGAGAAGAAACAAGGAGAUAGAAUUGAAGGAAGGGGGGAAAAAGAGAGAGCCGUAGUGGAUUUUUACUGUAGAGACAUCAGAUCUGUUUGUGCAAUUAACUCCAGGCUAUAUAUAAUUAUUAACAAUUAAU